AUGCAGUGCCUACGACAGCUACCCCAGCGGGCACCCCGCGUCGAGGCUUGGUCGCUUUUAUCGCACACGUCCAGCUGCAUCAAGUCCGUCUCUUCAGGUUUAAGGCGCUUGACUACCGCCGCAGCUCAGCAGAGCAAGUCGAGCGUUAUCGCCGGCGCAACUGCACAAGACUCUUCGGCUCGUCGCCAGCGCGUACGGGACGCCAAGCCAUUCUCCGACUUCCUCACAGACACCUUCCACCGGCAGCAUGACUACCUCCGCAUCUCCGUCACGGAACGCUGCAACUUGCGGUGCUUGUACUGUAUGCCCGAGGAAGGUGUCCCGCUCUCACCGAGCCGCGAACUGCUUACCACGCCAGAAAUCGUCAUGCUCUCGUCCGUCUUUGUCUCGCAGGGCGUCACCAAGAUCCGGCUCACGGGCGGCGAGCCCACGGUGCGCCGCGAUAUUGUGCCGCUGAUGCACCAGAUUGGCGCGCUACGGUCGCGCGGCCUCCGCGAGCUGUGCCUUACCACAAACGGCAUUUCCCUGCACCGCAAGCUCGACAGCAUGGUCGAGGCCGGCCUCACGGGCAUUAACCUCAGUCUCGACACGCUCGACCCCUGGCAGUUUCAGAUCAUGACGCGCCGCAAGGGCUUCGACGCUGUGCAGCGCAGCAUAGACCGCCUGCUGGAGAUGAAUCGAGCUGGCGCGGGCAUCAAGCUUAAGAUUAACUGCGUUGUCAUGCGCGGCGUCAACGAUCGCGAGGUGCUCCCUUUUGUGGAUCUCACCCGCGACAAGGAUAUUGAGAUCCGCUUCAUCGAGUACAUGCCGUUUGACGGCAACAAGUGGAACAAACGCAAGAUGCUCGGCUACAACGAGAUGCUCGAUAUGAUCCGUGUCAAAUAUCCUACGCUGCAAAAGGUGCAGGACCACAAAAACGACACCAGCAAGACUUGGCACGUCCCCGGGUUUGCCGGCCGCAUCGGCUUCAUCACGAGCAUGACGCACAACUUUUGCGGCACCUGCAACCGCCUGCGCAUCACCGGCGACGGCAAUCUCAAGGUGUGCCUCUUUGGCAACGCCGAGGUGUCGCUGCGUGAUCUACUGCGCCAGUCCAAUGGCGGCGAGCCCAUCGACCAAGAGGUCUACGAGGCUAUGAAGCAGGUUGAGAUGGACCGCCGCCAAGGCCUGGUGUCUCCCGACACACCGCUAGGCGUGGCACCGAACGAGGCUGAGCUGCUGGACGUUAUCAACAUGGCCGUCAAACGCAAAAAGGCUAAGCAUGCUGGUAUCGGCGAACUCGAACACAUGAAGAACAGGCCCAUGAUUCUAAUAGAUCCCGUUGCACCAACCCUACAUGGCGCCAUGCAUCGCAGCUUGAAGCACACCAUCAACAGGACACAGCCACACCUCCUUACAUCCCACCAACGGCGACUCUUUUCUUCAACCUCAGGACGACACAACGAAGAUGAUCACGACACCAACCUCCCCAAACUAACGCACGUAUCCAAGACGGGCUCCGCGCACAUGGUUUCCAUCGCCGGCAAGGCCGUCACCGCGCGCGUCGCCACCGCUGCCUGCACCGUGCGCUUCUCAACCGACGUCGCCCCGCGACUCAUCCGCACCAACCAGCUGAAAAAGGGCGACGUGCUCGGCGUCGCGCGCGUCGCGGGCAUCAUGGCCGCCAAGCGCACGCCGGAUCUCAUUCCGCUCUGCCAUCCCAUUGCCGUGUCGCGCGUGAGCGUGGACGUGGUGCUAGGCGAUGAGCGCAGUGUCGAGGUGCGCGCGACGGUUGAGUGCGACGGCAAAACGGGCGUCGAGAUGGAGGCGCUCACGGCGGCGUCGACGGCGGCGCUGACCCUGUACGACAUGUGCAAGGCGGUGGAUAAAGGCAUGGUGGUGGACGGGCUGAGGGUGGUGCUGAAAGAUGGAGGCAAGAGUGGGAGAUGGGAGAUGGACUAG
This is a messenger RNA of Beauveria bassiana ARSEF 2860, 1941 nucleotides long. RefSeq names its product molybdenum cofactor biosynthesis protein 1 B. Gene Ontology annotation, molecular function: metal ion binding; GTP 3',8'-cyclase activity; cyclic pyranopterin monophosphate synthase activity. The transcript has 2 exons. The record is from RefSeq and is a predicted model, not a curated record. The coding region runs from base 1 to 1941 and encodes 646 amino acids. Gene Ontology annotation, biological process: Mo-molybdopterin cofactor biosynthetic process. Lineage: Eukaryota; Fungi; Ascomycota; Sordariomycetes; Hypocreales; Cordycipitaceae.